AUGAAGGAUCUUAUUCCACUUAAACUUUCACCGUCUUCUUCAAGUGUUUGGAGCGACAGUCAGCCUACGCCAGCUGACGAAGGUAUGGCGGAUCGUGUGGCCGACUGCCUACCCGAGGUCCUUGCUAGAGACUUGGAGUUGUCGGCGGCUAUUUUCGCGGAGAAAAAGAUGACAGCUGGGGCUCCCGUGAUUCCACUUUCUGCCGAGGAGCGAGCAAGGUUACGAGCCAGCAGGCUGGCCUUGUAUUCACCAUAUCUAGCAGCUUCCGCGAGAGUUCAUCCGCUCGAUCCCAUUGAGGAAAGGGAUUCCACGGCAUCAUUCGUCGACCAGGAAGUAGAGCUUCCUGUGGAAAGGCAUGACCUUGAUUCUGAGUCAUCCAGCACGACUAGUCACUGCAGCUCAGACGGCGCCGAACCACCCGAGUUUCGCCAUCGCGGUUCCGUCGUCACCACCGCAACGUCCUUGGCGUCCGUGGCCUGCAGACGGAAGAACUCGCUUCUUCCUGACAAUCAGGUUGAACACAGUUGGAUUGAGGCCGAUUCGGACGGCGAGGAUCAUGUUGACAGCACAACACAAGAGUACAAUGUGGGAUCACUGUCUCCACGACCACCAACGCCGCCUUGCUCUGAACUCGGCUCUCCUAUUACCGAGAGAGGUACAAAAUUCGACAUACCAAACCCUUGGAUCCAUACUCAAAGCUCCCUCCAUCGGAAAUCACACUCUGUUAGUGGUGGCUCUCCGAGUGUGCCAGUUCAGAGGCAGCUCUCCGGUAGAACCCCGAGCUUGCCUGUGCGACCAUCGACGAUGAACGGGCCAAGAAGACAGUCCACAGAGGAUUCAUUCAAAAAUGAUCAACUUCAAACGACGUGUCCGACCCAGUGUCAAUCUUUGAAGACAAUACGGCGCACACAAUCGCUUCGAACCAGUGCUACAGACUCAUUCUUUCCAACUCGUCGGCUACAAAUGCCGUUACUCCAGCCAGCCAUCCGUCCGGAGACGUCACUAGUCACCAACGCAUGCUCGGUGUCCGAUGACGAAGGCUUAUCCCCCGUUGCGAAUUAUGACUCUGUCAAACCCCAUGCAUUAUUUGUCCGGCCGCCGACACCUCCCGAACCUCUGCGGAGUGUUCAGUCGUGGCUCAACAGCAGCCUCCAGCCAUAUCCCUGGGUAUCCCACAACGACGAGGCUGCAAGAGCUGUGCCCUUGCCACCGGAUGCUAUCGAGACACUGCGGGUGUCGGUGGCAUGCUUCCCGGAAACGAUGCUUUUGACGUCUAGUCUGACCGUCGAGACCAUUCGCAGCUACGCGAAGAAAAUGCGGCAUCCUGUCACAGAAGCGCUCAGCAUUUCCGGGGAUACAUCCAUCCAGCCACCAAGGAAAUCGCUCUGGCGCAAGGUUUUCGAUUACAACAAGGGGCCGCAGCUAUCGGAUUGGGAAACAAGACCGAGGUACUCCAAUUCACGCCAGGGAAGUAGCAUGGGUUCAUCAUCGUCAGAGGAACUGGACAUGCCCAAGCCGUGGACUCCAAUCAGAAAUGUGUUCGGGCACUGUUCUGAUUACAUUUGCGACGCAAUAUACGCCCAUAUCGUGUCGUACAAUUACGUUUCGGCCUUGGUAGCACGCAACCCCGUGCCAGUUGCCGGCAAUGGGCGCACCAGCUCGAUAAGCACCAGGGACCAGCAACAGCAAGAUGACAUUCCAAAGAAGGCCGCGUCCUUGCUCGGCCUCACAGCUUCAGCUUCCGCAGAAAGAGCGGCCAGCAGGGGCCGAUUCCCCAGGCGCGUGAGCUCGCCUCUCGGCGAAUGGAACAAGGAGGGCAUCAUGACCAGCCGCAACACCACGCCCAGCAGCCAAGACAAUGCGCUGCGGGUGAUACAGAGCGGCCUGCUGCAGUGCAUCGCCAGACUGGUAGCCACGGCCAAGCUCAUGGCCGACAGUGACGCCGGAGAAGAGCGAAUGGUGGACAUGGAGGCUGAAGACGCAGACAUGCUGUUCAUGAGAAGCCUGUGUGAAAUUGUCCGAAUGGCCGAGGAAGCGUCAUGA
This is a messenger RNA of Metarhizium acridum CQMa 102, 2043 nucleotides long. RefSeq lists its product as uncharacterized. NCBI's taxonomy places the organism in Eukaryota, Fungi, Ascomycota, Sordariomycetes, Hypocreales, Clavicipitaceae. The record is from RefSeq and is a predicted model, not a curated record.